This is a messenger RNA of Hippocampus zosterae (dwarf seahorse), 1185 nucleotides long. RefSeq names its product peroxiredoxin 2 (gene prdx2). Bases 116 to 709 code for a protein of 197 amino acids. Gene Ontology annotation, cellular component: cytosol. The record is from RefSeq and is a predicted model, not a curated record. Gene Ontology annotation, molecular function: thioredoxin peroxidase activity. Gene Ontology annotation, biological process: removal of superoxide radicals; leukocyte activation; hydrogen peroxide catabolic process. Lineage: Eukaryota; Metazoa; Chordata; Actinopteri; Syngnathiformes; Syngnathidae. The transcript has 6 exons.
GCCUACUUAUUUGGCGCAGCCUCAGUAGAGGGUGUGAAUAGUUCGCUCAUAAUCGUGCAGCCAAACGUAGGCGACCAUAACGUUACGGUCCUCCAGCUAGUAAUUUGGUUUCACGAUGUCCUCUGGAAACGCAAACAUCGGCAAGCCGGCCCCUGCCUUCAAAGCCACAGCUGUUGUGGAUGGACAGUUUAAGGACAUUCAGCUGUCUGACUACAAAGGAAAGUAUGUGGUGUUUUUCUUCUACCCUCUCGACUUCACAUUUGUCUGCCCCACCGAGAUCGUGGCAUUCAGUGACCGAGCGGAAGAGUUCCGCAAAAUUGGUUGCGAGGUGCUCGGCUGCUCCAUCGACUCUCACUUCAGCCACUUGGCCUGGAUCAACACACCUCGGAAGCAGGGAGGUCUGGGUAACAUGAAAAUCCCCUUGGUGGCAGACCUCACAAAGACCAUUUCCAGAGACUACGGUGUAUUGAAGGAGGAGGAUGGCGUUUCAUACAGAGGUCUGUUUGUGAUUGACAACAAAGGCAUUUUGAGGCAGAUCACCAUCAACGACUUGCCAGUGGGUCGCUCUGUGGACGAGACCCUGCGCUUGGUCCAGGCUUUCCAGCACACUGACAAAUAUGGUGAAGUCUGUCCUGCGGGCUGGAAGCCAGGCAGCGACACCAUCAUCCCUGACGUUGAGAAGAGUAAAGAGUUCUUCUCCAAACAGUAAAUGUGAAGGUCAUCUUACCGGUCCCUGAACAGUAGCCCUUGCCCUUAGUUGAAAUGUGCUUCUGUGGAACAGUCAUUCUUGACUUUCUGCUUGUCCAAAGCCCAACCUAUUCCCAGUUCGACACUUUGUACGUCCAGUAUAAAACUGAUGGGACGACCUCCAAGUCUCAAGCACUGAAAUGUUAUUUUCCUUGUUUUUGCAGAAAAAAAAUCUUAUCAUUUUUCUGGCUGUUUCCCGAUAAAGUCGCCGUUGAUUAAAGCAGUAGGAAUGUGAAGCAGGGUUUUUUUUUUCUUUUCCAUGGUUCUGAGUGUCAUACCACAUGUCCCGUGUAGGGGGUGCUACUAGUUUGUGACAAGUAUUCCUUCUGUUUCCCACCGUUAAAGUCGAGAGAGAUAUUUUCCAUGAGGAAAACUCUUACGGAAACUGACCAAACGUCUCAAAAAUAAUAUCGACUGAAAUAAAGAAUUUUCACAAAA